Molecule: messenger RNA, 3965 nt
Organism: Acomys russatus (golden spiny mouse)
Lineage: Eukaryota; Metazoa; Chordata; Mammalia; Rodentia; Muridae
Gene: Adamts16
Product: ADAM metallopeptidase with thrombospondin type 1 motif 16
Exons: 23
Coding region: 208-3873 (1221 amino acids)
Biological process (GO): proteolysis; extracellular matrix organization
Cellular component (GO): extracellular matrix
Molecular function (GO): metalloendopeptidase activity
Source: RefSeq, a predicted model, not a curated record
UUGCUCUGCCACUGCCACUCUACCCCCGGGAGCAAAGCGAAGCUGCAGUGAUAACUUUGGUGUGCAUGGUGGAGUCGCUGCCUGGAACCCUUGGCUUCUGCCGGGUUGAUCUUCAGUACUCCAGCACACCCCUUGCACCGGGACUAUCCUGAGACCCAGCCUAGACCGCUGAGAGGAGUCCUGCGAGCCCUCGGGGCAGUAGGGGCGAUGGAGCCCCGUGGUUGCACAGCGCUCUGGGUGCUGCUGCUGGCGCAGGUCAGUAGUCAGCAGACACCUGCGUGCGCCCUGGGAUCCGCAGCUGCAGCGUCUGAGAGCCCAGGAGCGCUGCAUCCUCCGCCACCUUCCAGCUGGUUGGAAACCGGAGACUAUGACCUGGUGUCUGCCUACGAGGUGGACCACAGGGGGGACUAUGUAUCCCAUGACAUCAUGCACCAUGAGCGACGACGUCGGAGGAGAGCUGCUGCGGCCCAGCCUGGAGGCGAUGCCCUGCAUCUGCGGCUGAAGGGCCCCAGGCAUGACCUCCACCUGGACCUGCAAGCUGCCAGCAACUUGGUGGCUCCUGGAUUCAUGGUGCAAACUCUGGGGAAGGGAGGCACCAAGUCUGUGCAAACGUUUCCACCAGAGGAAUUCUGCUUUUAUCAAGGCUCCUUAAGGUCCCAGGGCAAUUCCUCGGUGGCCCUUUCUACCUGCCAAGGCUUGUUAGGCAUGAUAAGGACAAAGGAUGCUGACUACUUCUUAAAGCCCCUGCCGCCACACCUAACAAGCAAAGUGAACAUGUCUGCACAGGGCGGCUCUCCCUCCCACGUGCUGUACAAGAGAUCCACAGAACCCCAGGCUAUGAGAGAAAACGAAGUCCUGAUGGUCGCCAGGAAGCGAGAUCUGGCAGGAUCUCACCUGCACCAUGACAACUUCCAUCUUGGCCUCCCACAGAAGCAGCAUUUCUGUGGAAGACGCAAGAAAUACAUGCCCCAGCCUCCCAAGGAUGACCUUUACAUCUUGCCUGAUGAGUACAAGCCUAGCUCCAGACACAAGCGCUCCCUCCUGAAGUCCCACAGAAAUGAAGAACUGAAUGUGGAGACACUGGUGGUGGUUGACAGGAAGAUGAUGCAAAGCCACGGUCACGAAAACAUUACCACCUACGUCCUCACUGUACUCAACAUGGUGUCUGCUUUAUUCAAGGAUGGAACAAUUGGAGGAAACAUCAAUAUCGCCAUCGUAGGGCUCAUCCUGCUAGAAGAUGAACAGCCAGGGCUGGCGAUUAGUCACCAUGCGGACCACACUUUGAGCAGCUUCUGCCAGUGGCAAUCUGGAUUGAUUGGGAAAGAUGGAACUCGUCAUGACCACGCCAUCUUACUGACUGGUCUGGACAUAUGUUCCUGGAAGAAUGAACCCUGUGACACACUAGGGUUUGCACCCAUAAGCGGGAUGUGCAGUAAGUACCGCAGCUGCACAAUCAAUGAAGACUCAGGGCUUGGAUUGGCCUUUACCAUUGCCCACGAGUCUGGACACAACUUUGGCAUGGUCCAUGAUGGAGAAGGGAAUAUGUGCAAAAAGUCUGAGGGCAACAUAAUGUCCCCAACACUAGCAGGACGCAAUGGUGUCUUCUCCUGGUCCUCCUGCAGCCGUCAGUACCUGCACAAGUUUUUAAGCACUGCCCAAGCAAUAUGUCUUGCUGAUCAGCCGAAGCCUGUGAAAGAGUACAAAUACCCUGAGAAGCUGCCAGGACAGUUAUACGAUGCAAACACACAGUGCAAGUGGCAAUUUGGAGAGAAAGCCAAGCUCUGUAUGCUGGACUUUAGAAAGGACAUCUGUAAGGCCUUGUGGUGCCAUCGGAUUGGAAGGAAAUGUGAGACUAAAUUCAUGCCAGCUGCAGAGGGCACCCUGUGUGGGCAGGACAUGUGGUGUCGGGGAGGACAGUGUGUGAACUACGGUGAUGAAGGCCCCAAACCCACCCAUGGCCAUUGGUCAGAUUGGUCCCCCUGGUCCCCCUGCUCCAGGACCUGUGGGGGAGGAGUGUCUCACAGAGACCGUCUCUGUACCAAUCCCAGACCAUCUCACGGAGGGAAGUUCUGCCAGGGCUCCACACGCACUCUGAAGCUUUGCAACAGUCAGAAAUGCCCUCUGGACAGUAUGGACUUCCGUGCCACCCAGUGUGCUGAGCACAACAGCAAGCAUUUCCGAGGGUGGCUCUACAAGUGGAAGCCUUACACUCAGGUGGAAGAUCAGGACUUAUGCAAACUCUACUGUAUCGCAGAAGGAUUUGAUUUCUUCUUUUCUUUGUCAAAUAAAGUGAAAGAUGGGACUCCAUGCUCGGAGGAUAGCCGUAAUGUUUGUAUAGAUGGGAUAUGUGAGAAGGUUGGCUGCGACAAUGUCCUUGGAUCAGAUGCAGUUGAGGACUCCUGUGGGGUGUGCAAGGGAAAUAACACAGACUGCAUGAUGCAAAGGGGACUCUACAGUAAGCACCACCAUACCAACCAGUACUACCAUGUGGUAACCAUUCCUUCUGGAGCUCGGAGCAUUCGCAUCUACGAAACAAACACAUCCACUUCCUACAUCUCUGUGCGCAAUUCUCUCAAGAGAUAUUACCUGAACGGACACUGGAGUGUGGACUGGCCUGGACGAUACAAGUUUUCAGGUACCACCUUCAACUACAGACGGUCCUACAAGGAGCCUGAGAGCUUAACCUCCACUGGACCAACCAACGAGACGCUGAUUGUGGAGCUUUUAUUUCAGGGCAGGAACCCUGGUGUGGCCUGGGAAUUCUCCUUGCCAAGGUCAGGUGCUGAGAAGACACCAGCUGCCCAGCCCAGCUACUCAUGGGCCAUCAUGCACUCUGAGUGCUCUGUCUCCUGUGGAGGGGGCAAGAUGAACUCAAAGGAGAGAUGCUACAGAGACCUCACGGUUCAAGUGAAUGCGUCCUUCUGCAACCCCAAGACUCGGCCUGUCACAGGGCUGGUGCCCUGCAAGGUCUCCGCGUGUCCUCCCAGCUGGUCUGUGGGAAACUGGAGUACGUGUAGCCGGACAUGCGGUGGGGGCACUCAGAGCAGGCCUGUGCAGUGCACACGGAGGGCACACUACCAUGAAGAGCGCAUCUCAGCCAGACUGUGUCCACAGCCUUCGCCCCCUGGCCACCAAGCCUGCAACUCUCAAAGCUGCCCACCUGCUUGGAGCACUGGGCCCUGGGCAGAGUGCUCGCGGACCUGUGGAAAGGGAUGGAGGAAGAGAACGGUGGCCUGCAAGAGCACUGACCCCUCGGCCAGAGCCCGGCUGCUGCACGACACUGCCUGCACUUCAGAACCCAAGCCCAGUACCCAUGAGGUCUGCCUGCUCAAGAGAUGCCACAAGCACAAGAAGCUACAGUGGCUGGUAUCUGCCUGGUCCCAGUGCUCUGUGACAUGUGAGAGAGGGACUCAGCAGAGAGUUCUCGGGUGUGCUGAGAAGUACAUCUCUGGAAAAUACCGAGAGCUGGCCUCCAAGAAGUGCUUGCAUCUGCCGAAGCCUGCCCUAGAACUGGAACGUGCCUGCGGCCUGUUUCCCUGUCCCAAGCACCCUCCGUAUGCUGUUGCAAGGCCCCCAAGAGGCAGCUGGUUUGCCUCACCCUGGUCUCAGUGCACAGCUAGCUGUGGGGGAGGUGUGCAGAGAAGGACUGUGCAGUGCCUGCUGAGGGGACAGCCAGCCCCAGAUUGCUUCCUGCAUGAGAAACCGGAGACCUCCUCGGCCUGCAACACUCAUUUCUGCCCAAUUGCAGAGAAGAGAGACACCUUCUGCAAAGAUCUCUUUCACUGGUGCUACCUGGUCCCUCAGCACGGCAUGUGCAGUCACAGGUUCUACAGCAAGCAGUGUUGCAACACCUGCUCCAAGACCAACCUGUGAGCUGGGACCAGUCCUGGCAGCAAGAAGAUGAUGCCCGUGUGGCAGAGAGAGGUUAGCCCAGAUGCAGUGCAGUGUGCACUGAGGUGCAUCCA